CCAACCUUCAAUUACUAUUCUUCCCACAACCUCCAAUCCAAACACCCUCACCCAACAAUGCUUUCUCGCACAGCCUCUCGAGCUCUGCUCGCCUCCGUGCGCCCAUCCAUCCGCACAACAGCACCCACCACUUCAACUCUCCUCCCCCGGGCCUGCGCCAUCCGGCCCAGCUCCGCCUCACAGUUCACCCGCUCUUUCCAGUCCUCCCCGGCAAUCCGCAAAGGCAUCCACCCAGAAUCAGCAGACCCCCCAGCUCCAAAUCCGCAAUCGGGUCCUGUUGCCGGAGCUGCUGCUCAUAUCACUGAGCCCUCGCCGUUGACGCCGGAGGAGUACUACGAGUACUCGGAGCAUUAUUUCAACGUGCUGCAAAGCGAGCUGGAGAAGGCACAGGAGGAGGGGUCGGAUGUUGAGGCAGAGUACAGUGCCGGUGUUCUGAACAUCACCGUUCCCGCACUCGGAACCUAUGUACUCAACAAGCAACCACCCAACAAGCAGAUCUGGCUCAGCUCGCCCAUCUCCGGGCCGAAGCGGUACGACUGGAUUGUCGAGGGCGAUUAUAUGCAUGAGAAGCAGGAUUCCCGGCCUUUCGUUAAUGGGCAGUGGAUCUACCUACGUGAUGGGUCUAAUCUGACCGAGUUGUUGAACUCCGAGUUGACCUUGCGUUUGCCCAAGGAUAUCUACAGUGAGAUCGUUGAGUGAGUGAGUCGUCUUGCUGGGCUAUCGAUUACCUAGAAAGAAGAGAAUUCUUGUCGUUCCAGCUUUUGUUUGGAAUGUUGUUACAUACUGUAGUUUAGUGUCUAUUUAUGAUGCGGUUGCAUUGAAAUAUUUCGUGUGCUAUUCCUUUCUCAUAAACUGGAGGGAGGCGAACGAAUAAUUUGGGAACAUAGUUGCGGGUAUCAUUUGAGGUGAAUUCACUAGGUGGGUAUAGAAUGAUAAUAUGUAAAGGGAACGCAAUGCUAAGGAGGAAAGAGUCAUAUCAUCGCCCUAAUUGAACGGGCGUAUGAAAGUG
Penicillium samsonianum is the source of this 1009-nucleotide messenger RNA. RefSeq names its product frataxin family protein. NCBI's taxonomy places the organism in Eukaryota, Fungi, Ascomycota, Eurotiomycetes, Eurotiales, Aspergillaceae. Gene Ontology annotation, molecular function: ferrous iron binding; ferric iron binding; 2 iron, 2 sulfur cluster binding. The transcript has 2 exons. The record is from RefSeq and is a predicted model, not a curated record. Gene Ontology annotation, cellular component: mitochondrion. Gene Ontology annotation, biological process: iron incorporation into metallo-sulfur cluster; intracellular iron ion homeostasis. The coding region runs from base 58 to 699 and encodes 213 amino acids.